This is a messenger RNA of Nematolebias whitei (Rio pearlfish), 1960 nucleotides long. RefSeq names its product thyroid adenoma-associated protein homolog. The record is from RefSeq and is a predicted model, not a curated record. Gene Ontology annotation, cellular component: cytosol. Gene Ontology annotation, biological process: tRNA methylation. Lineage: Eukaryota; Metazoa; Chordata; Actinopteri; Cyprinodontiformes; Rivulidae.
GGGUCUUGCAGGCCGUCAUAUUGCUCAAGCCCAGCUGAUGCAGUCGUGCCUUGCUGCAGUGAAGACCUCCAUAUUGGUCCUUCAGAGGUCUCAGGACUUGCUCAGUGGAGCUCUGCAGGCAGAUCAGGACCUCAGGAAGCCAGAAGACAUGCUGGGCGGUCUUCUGAGCUGCUACAUCCACAUCCUGACUGAUGCGGACUUCAUUCAAUCCGUCCAGAGCACUGCAGGGAUGGCUAUGGUUCUGCUGAUUCGAACUGUCUUGUUAUCUGGAGACCAGGUGGCUUCUGUGGUGAGUUCUGAAACAAACCUGAAGUUCUGGGGAAGAAACAAAUUAAACUACCUUGUCUGCAGUUUACUAAGGGGUUCAGAUCAGGGUUUGGACUCAGCUCCUGACUGGCUGAGGCAGACCUGUGCCAGUCUGUGGUCCAGAAGACGCCAUCCAGGUGUCUCUCUGUAUAUUUGUCAUGGAGCUCUUGCCAUGUUGAACUGGAAAGGGGCCCUCGCAGGACCACAGUGGGAAGAACUGCUGCUGCUGGUCCCAGAGACUCUGCUGGACCUGGACGUCAGUGUAAAGGAGUCCAGCACCGCCAUGGUGGUGGCCCGGGGCCUGACCUUGUGGAGCAGUGCUGCUCUGGACUGUCUUCAGGAGGAGACACUUCUCUGUCCCCCCAGUCUCCAGAUGUCCCUGGGUGGAGGCUCUGAGCUCCAGAAACACCUGCUGGAGCACAUUUACUCCCACUGGGAACAUCCUCUGGAUGGAGUUCGCCAUCAGACCUGCACCCUGUUCCGGAACCUGCUCCUCCUACAUCAGCGCACCAUCAGAGACCCAGGAGAGGACCCAUACGUCACAGAGCUCACCUCCAGCCUGCUGAGCCUGCAGUGGCAACUGAGGGGGAAGUAUGGCUCUUUGGGCUGCCUGGUGGAGCUGUAUGGAGCCCGGUUCUUGCUGAAUGUCCAGCCCCAGCUGCCUUCAGACCUCCUGAGCCUGAUGGGGGACCAGACCCUGGCUCCGUAUGCCAGUGAUCUGCUGGAGAAGCUGUUCCUGAGCCACAAGGAGCAGCUGGAGGCUUUGUCAGGCUCUUCUGAGAACUGGCUGGAGCUGUGGCACCAAACUUGGGUGACCCCGCUGCUAAAUGUUCUGUGCCUCACAAAACCGGAUCAGAAUACCUACAUCCUAGACUACAUCCUGCCUAAGCUGCUUCGCUGCAGCCCAUCCAGCCUGGCCCACAUGAUGCAGGUUCUGCAGGAUCCUCUUCUCUGCAGAGCAGGUCCUUCAGGCAGCCGGGGGCCUCAGGGAGCCCUGAUCCUGUGUCUGAGAGCAGCCCGGACCCAGGGUGUGGUGACGUUAACCGACAGGGGUCAGUGGAGGGGACUGGUACCGGUCUCCUUGCUACAGCAGGCUCUGAUCCACAAACAGGACCAGGUGAGGAUGGACGCUCUGGGACUGGUGUGUGAGAGCCACCGGAGCACAGAGGUUCUGGCCUCACAGGAAAUGGACCUGAUCCGCCACUUCCUUCCAGCGAACCUUAACAACCAAUCAGCGGGCGUAAGGCAGCAGAGUGUCGGCCUCAUGAAGAAGCUACUCUGCAGAGUCAGAGACAGCACCCAGCUGCUGCAGAAGAGACUGCUCCAGGACCAGAUGGACCAGGACCAGAGGGACCAGGACCAGCAAACCCUCCACAGAUACCGGGAGUUCCUGCGCUGGCUGGUUGAGGAGCUGCUGGAGGAGCUGCUCCCUGGAGCUCCGUUCUCCAAACUCCUCGUGACGCUCAACUUACUGAACCUGCUGGCUCAGACCUUCACCUUCUCUGCUGAGCCCGAUGUCUUCGCUCUGGGUGAGAUGGUGACUCCUGCACAUGCCCAGAACAUCCUCUACUGCGUGGCCAGCAACUUCCUCGAAGUCAAGCAACUGGCAACAUCGUUACUGCAGCAGGUUCCUGCAUCUGCGGUUGGACUGCAG